Capsaspora owczarzaki ATCC 30864 is the source of this 2315-nucleotide messenger RNA. RefSeq lists its product as hypothetical. The coding region runs from base 39 to 2189 and encodes 716 amino acids. Gene Ontology annotation, cellular component: plasma membrane. Gene Ontology annotation, biological process: vitamin A import into cell. The record is from RefSeq and is a predicted model, not a curated record. The transcript has 2 exons. NCBI's taxonomy places the organism in Eukaryota, Filasterea, Ministeriida, Capsasporidae. Gene Ontology annotation, molecular function: retinol transmembrane transporter activity; signaling receptor activity.
CCAUCUAAUUUGCCAUCACGCACGAUCCUGGUGACAUCAUGUUCGGCCAGGGUGAGUUUGGCGACUCUGGCAGCAACUCGACGACCGACUCGGGCGCUCCGGACUAUGUUCCUGCCGUGCUGAACGACAUCCGGCUCAUUGCUGCGGGUGUCAUUGUGCUGCUUGGCGUCAUGCUGAAACCGCGAACGAGCGAAGCCCACCUCAAACACAUGGGACCGUCCGUUCCGAUACCAAUGAACUUUCUGGAAAAUCGCAGCGAACGCUUGAUGACGGCAUUUCUGUUUGGCUCUGCGGGCAGUUCGAUUUUCUCGGUGUACUUUUUCGAUCCGCUCCCGGACAGCGUCAAUACCUACUAUGUGCAGUAUUACUACAUGGCGCUGUUGCUUCAGGUGGCCUUCCAAUUCUACCCGCUAUUCGUUUGUCACACGUACCGCGACCAUCCGCUCAUGCUGGUCGUCGGAUGGCUGUAUUCCAUGUACAUGUUCGCGCUGCUCGUGUACAGCACUGCCAUUCAGGCAAACUUCUUCCCGUUCGCCGUAUCGGUGAUACCUACAUUGAUCUGCAUGGCGAUUGUCGUGCUGCAUUUCACCAAAGGAGUUUUCUUCCUGCUCACAUCCAAACACUCGAGCUCGACAGCAUCCGACCAUGCCGAAACGCUUGAAAAGUACCGAGUCUAUGUCCAGUCCCGGCUGGUGGCUCGUGCAGGCGCGCCCAGGGCUGGGUUUGCACCUCCAACAUCCUCUGACGGUCCAGGACUGCGUUCGGGCAAAAUCGAUCGCUUCCUGCAUGACGACAGCAUGAAGGCGCUCUUGCGACCCAGAGGCAGCCUUCCUGUGCGGUUUGAGAGUGUUUCCCCCGCCACGGCUUCUACCACCACCACCAGCCCCCAAUCCUUCACAUUGCCCUUCUACCAGACCGUUCCUGGAUUUCUGUACUCUCCGCGUCUCAUCUCGACCUUUGUGGUGACGGGCGUCAUCCUGUUCGAGCUCUUCAUCCUCCUGCUGUUUAUCGCCUUGUCGGUGUCGGACUUGCUCGUCGAGUUGUACAGGAAUGCUGUUUCUCAGCACACGCUUGACGAAAUUCAAGUCAUUUCAAAAGUGUGCGCCCUCGUUGCCAUGGCCUUGACGAUCCUGUUGCUGGUCUGGUGUGCAUUCCAGACCAUCCUCACGUACCGCAGCCACAUUUGCAUGAUGCGUCGAGGCAACUACUCGUUCAUUCGACCAGGCAUUCUCGCACAGAGGCGCCACAUGAGCGACACUGUGCGAUACUCUGGCUAUCAGAUUGCCUACAUGAUGCUCAGUUUCGCGUUCACGUCCAUCGUUCUAUUGCUCGUCUGCUCGUUGAUCGCAAUGAGCUUGUUUGUCGAUGCGAUUCGCGAGGUGUUUUGGCCGUGGGCGCUCAACUACUUUUUCUUCCCGCUGCUGGUCUCGUUUGGAUUUAUGUUUUUCCAGUAUGUCCUCGCCCGAUUCGUUUUCAGCGUGGACAUGUCGAUGAGCAUUGACAAUCGCCGGCUUUGGCACAACUUUGACUACUUUUACAUUUUCGUCAACAUUGUGGUCGGUCUCUUCUCGUACUUGGCGCGCGUGCUCAAGGCACUGCUCUUCAUCGCGCUCUUCUUCUCUCGUCUGGACAAGUGCGUCACACUGAACGACUACGAGGGGUGGGACCAAGGCUACCGUGCGUACAUUGGAUUCCUCAUGCUCGAUCACUACUACGGCAACCCGUACCUGGUGCUUGCCGUCGCCAACUUUGCCUCCCAUCAAAGCGUAGAUUCGCACCAAGCAUUGAUGCAACCGGCUAGCACGCGAAACAGCUCCGGAAAUGGCGACAACGCCGCCAAACGCAACCGAAUGAGUCUGCACCAAAAGAUGUCCAACCGAGUCCUAGCCACAAGCACAUCCAACGACCCCUACGAGCCGCGUUCGCGCCCAUUGCUCGCACAUAGCGACGAGGAGAAUUCGUACCAUACGAUUGCUCGGCCGAGAGAUCCCGAUUCUGCAGGGUACACCAAGGCGCGCCUUCGUUGGCAAGUGGCGUACACGCUCCUCAACAAUCCGCACAUCAUUCCCCUCAGAAAGCACCAUUUGGGGACGUCACUGUUCUCUGUGCAAUACCAGCUGGUGGCACCUUCGUCCAGCGUCACGCCCUCUACCUCUUCCGACGCCUCGCGCUCCUCGACGACCUUGUAGAGGGAUGUAUGUUUGCAUGUUUGGUUGUAUGGUUUGUUGUUGUUGUUGCUUUGUUGUUUGUUUGAUUGCUUGUUAUUCGUUGCUUGUUGUUGAGAGUGGUCCGUCAGAUUAGAUUUUUAUUGUGCA